AUGAUUUUCAGGUGCAGCUUUCAGGGCAUCCAUAGUGAUCAUUGGUUCUCUAUAUCACGACCAUCACCAACCAACGAAGGUCCUCCCUUCCUAAAUCUGGCCUUGUAUUUGUUCUCGAGCCAAAUCACGUUUUUUCUUGUUGAUACCGAGUUCUUUGAGAACCUGCCUGCCUGGGUCACUGACAACUUUACCAUCACCCCCGGAGGCUACCAUGAUGGCCAACCAUCUCGCAAUAAAUUAGUCAUCUUUGCUGAUGGCAGCUACCUAGAGUUCUUCAACUGGUAUGACACACCGCCGUCUCUAGAUGAAGAGACCUUGCCGAUGAGAUUCUGGGGCACCAAAACCCCAGGGCUUAUCGACUUCGCAAUUACUGAAACUACCCAAUCUGCCGAAGAAUCCGUGGGAGUGGUUAACCAACGUUUAUCCGAGGGGCCGGAUAAUGAUGCUGGUCUUGAGCUCAAAUUCGGCAAGCCAAUAAUAGGAUCACGCAAGAAAGCCGAUGGCACAGAGAUCAGCUGGAAGAUCACCCGGCCAGAGUUUUCCAAAGGCGAUAAGACCCCCAGUGAGGAACUUUUCGUGAAUGGCAGAAUUGACGUCCCAUUCUUCUGCCAUGAUGUCACCCCAAGAAUCAAUAGGGUCCCAAGCGUGGAUAAGGACAAGACUACACAUUCCUGCGGUGCCACUGGCAUCGCGGCCUGUGAGAUCCUGUUAUAA
Molecule: messenger RNA, 714 nt
Organism: Clonostachys rhizophaga
Lineage: Eukaryota; Fungi; Ascomycota; Sordariomycetes; Hypocreales; Bionectriaceae
Source: the annotation of a GenBank genome assembly